Molecule: messenger RNA, 3225 nt
Organism: Mastomys coucha (southern multimammate mouse)
Lineage: Eukaryota; Metazoa; Chordata; Mammalia; Rodentia; Muridae
Gene: Lrfn3
Product: leucine rich repeat and fibronectin type III domain containing 3
Exons: 3
Coding region: 1196-3076 (626 amino acids)
Molecular function (GO): protein binding
Source: RefSeq, a predicted model, not a curated record
CGCGCACGGUCCUGGGUUCCCGGCGAGGAGGCCGCGGGAGCACCCGGACCCGGCCCGCCUGCCCGGCCCCCGCCCGGCCCCCGCCCCGGCCCCGGCGGGGGAGGGGUCUCUGAGCGCGACCCCUCCCCCCUGCGCCCCCACCUGCGUUGCGAUGCCCGGGUCCCCGCGUGGCCCUGUCUGUCUGUCCGUCUGUCCGCGCCCAGGCCUCGCCCCACCCUGGCCCUAGAGCUGCCCGGCUGCCCCCCUACCCGCCACAGCAGACCCUCUCUUUCUGGGGCAGUCUCCUCGGCGGGCCACGAACCCAGCCGCGCCAUUGCUGCCCGAGACCCUGGGCCGGCACCCCGAUAUCGGGGGCGCUUGCAGCCGGCGAUCGGAUCCAGAUAUUCUGAAACCCCCGAGCGUGGGACCUUGAUUUGGGAUCAGCACCCUGAGCUCCUGCCAUGGAACCAUAAGAGUCGGACCUUGAACCUCAAUAUCUGGGGCUGGAAUCCCGACAUCCGUCCCUGGGACCCCAAGAUUUGGAAACCGAGCCCCGAGAUUUUGGAGCAUGGACCCCAAUAUUUGGACCUGGGACCCCCAAGAUUUGGUAUCUAAGCCCCCAAAUUUGGAGCUGAACUCUGAAUUAUCUGGCUGAUGCGUUGACACCUGGGAGCAAAUUCCCAAAUCUAUACCUGAGACCCCACUAUUUUGAGAAAUAAGCCCUGGGAUUUAGGCCUUCAAUUCCAAGAUCUGAACUGUGGGAUUCUGAGGGGCCCGAAGUCCUUGCUGCAGACCCGAGUGCUGAAAUCUGGGGCUAGAGACCUCCAGGUCUUGACUCAGCACCCUAGUAUCUGAACAGAAUCCCAAUUUCAGAUGCCAGGACUGGACUUGGGAUUCAGACCCUAAAAUUCCCCAUCUGGCUGUUUGGUACCUCAAGCCUGGCCCUGAGAGAGCCUGAUGCUAAAGAACCACUGGGGCCUUGGUCUCUAAAAGUGGACGCUAGAGGCCCAGUUUUAGUGGUCUGGGACCCCAAGAAUCAAGUUUGGAAACUUCAUAACCUUAGACUGUACCUCGGACAAGACUGUUCCUUCCCAGAGGCCCUGAGGACAAGGAAGGUUUGACCAGAUGCCCCCUCCAGAGUUCUGACCUCACCCCCUUGGAGCCUGAGGACUCUGCUCCCUGGGGUGGCUUCCAGUUCAGGCCACCCCUGCCCGCGAUGGCCGUCCUUCCACUACUCCUUUGCCUGCUACCGCUGGCCCCUGCCUCAUCUCCACCCCAGCCGGCCACAUCCAGCCCCUGUCCCCGCCGUUGCCGCUGCCAGACCCAGUCACUGCCCCUAAGCGUGUUGUGCCCAGGGGCGGGCCUUCUGUUCGUACCACCAUCACUGGAUCGCCGCGCGGCAGAGCUGCGCCUGGCAGACAACUUCAUCGCGGCAGUCCGUCGACGAGACCUGGCCAACAUGACCGGCCUGCUGCAUCUGAGCUUGUCUAGAAACACUAUCCGCCACGUGGCAGCUGGCGCCUUCGCCGACCUACGUGCCCUGCGUGCCCUGCACCUAGAUGGCAAUAGACUGACCUCGCUGGGCGAGGGUCAGCUUCGAGGCUUAGUCAACUUGCGCCACCUCAUCCUGAGCAACAACCAGCUAGCAGCCCUGGCAGCUGGUGCCCUAGACGACUGUGCCGAGACCCUGGAGGACCUCGAUCUCUCUUAUAAUAACCUUGAGCAGCUGCCCUGGGAGGCUUUGGGUCGCCUGGGCAACGUCAACACAUUGGGCCUUGACCACAAUUUGCUGGCUUCGGUACCCGCUGGAGCCUUUUCCCGCCUGCACAAGUUGGCACGACUGGACAUGACCUCCAACCGCCUAACCACCAUUCCUCCUGACCCACUCUUCUCCCGUCUGCCACUGCUUGCCCGGCCUCGAGGCUCACCAGCCUCUGCUCUGGUGCUGGCCUUUGGGGGAAACCCCCUCCAUUGCAACUGUGAGCUGGUGUGGCUGCGACGCCUGGCUCGGGAGGACGACCUCGAGGCCUGUGCCUCGCCACCUGCCCUGGGGGGCCGCUACUUCUGGGCAGUGGGUGAGGAGGAGUUUGUGUGUGAGCCACCCGUGGUGACCCACCGCUCACCUCCCCUGGCAGUGCCCGCAGGUCGGCCAGCUGCCCUGCGAUGCCGGGCAGUAGGGGACCCAGAGCCACGAGUGCGUUGGGUAUCACCCCAAGGUCGGCUGCUGGGAAACUCCAGCCGAGCUCGUGCCUUUCCUAACGGGACCCUGGAGCUACUGGUCACUGAGCCAGAAGAUGGUGGCACUUUCACUUGCAUUGCAGCCAAUGCCGCUGGCGAGGCCACUGCCGCUGUUGAGCUGACCGUGGGUCCCCCUCCACCUCCCCAGCUAGCCAAUAGCACCAGCUGUGACCCCCCGCGGGACGGGGAACCCGAUGCCCUCACCCCGCCCUCUGCGGCUUCGGCCUCCGCCAAAGUGGCAGACACCGUGGCCCCUACCGACCGUGGUGUCCAAGUGACUGAGCACGGGGCCACAGCAGCUCUUGUCCAGUGGCCAGAUCAACGGCCGGUCCCAGGCAUCCGCAUGUACCAGAUCCAGUACAACAGCUCGGCCGAUGACAUCCUUGUCUACAGGAUGAUCCCAGCGGACAGUCGCUCCUUCCUGCUGACCGACCUGGCGUCAGGCCGCACCUAUGAUCUGUGUGUGCUCGCGGUCUUUGAGGACAGUGCCACCGGGCUGACAGCCACGCGGCCAGUGGGCUGCGCUCGGUUCUCCACGGAGCCCGCACUUCGGCCUUGUGCUGCACCGCACGCACCCUUCCUGGGCGGCACCAUGAUCAUCGCACUGGGAGGUGUCAUCGUCGCUUCCGUUCUGGUCUUCAUCUUCGUGCUGCUUCUACGCUACAAGGUGCACGGAGGCCAGCCGCCCGGCAAGGCCAAGGCCGCGGCACCUGUCAGCAGCGUUUGCUCCCAGACCAACGGAGCCCUCGGGCCUGUGCCCAGUGCGCCUGCCCCUGAGCCUGCUGCACCCAAGGCCCAUACUGUGGUCCAAUUGGACUGUGAGCCCUGGGGGCCCAGUCACGAACCUGCAGGACCCUAGCCAAGGGCCCACCUCUAUGGUUCCUCUGGCCCCAGGGACACCCCUUGGGACCCGGCCUCAGACUCACCAAAUUGCUCACGGUUUUUAAAACUCUGAUGGGGAGGGUGUCGGGGGCACUGGGGCACAACAAGAAAGUCCUAUUUUUCUAA